AUGGCACCUUCCUCACGAACAAAUCGUCGCCAACAAACAAAGCAACAACCAACAUUGUCGUCUUUCAGUCGCAUCUCGAAAAGCGUUACUGUAACGAGCACCACGAAACCGAAGUCGACCGUCGCGAAAGAGCUCGCCCUCACCAAGCUUGAAAAUGAUCGGAAACCCGAGCGCUAUGUACCGAAGACUACAAAGUCGUCCAACAAGCAAAGGAAGAGGGACUGGUCGGACAGCGAAGAUGACUCUGCAGAGGUUGUCGAGUUCUUCAGCUCGUCAAAGCGCGUCAAAGUGCAGCUUCCGACGCCGCCCAAAUCACCGAACAGGAAGCGCGUCUUGGUGGUCGCCCGCCCUGCUGACGCUCAGGAGCUUGUCUCGAUCUUCAGCGCAGUUCUGAAGGCAUUUGCGCUGCAUCGAGCACACAAUGGGCCGGCAACUCCUGCUGAACUGAGCGCACUACUUGAAAGUGUGACUCGACUAUACCAAAGAAGAUCAGUCACGGUCAUUGAUCUACAGCGAAUCUUGGGCGUGUUUGAACAAGACGAAAACACAGCCGAAGCGACCCAGCAAGUACGACACGUACGUGGUCCAUUCCAGCUGAAGAUUGUUGGCAUAGGCUCGAACCGACGACAACUACUUGAGCUCCAACAGAGUGCGGACUUCUCGGAACGAAACUUGCAGAGUCAAUUUGAGUCUCAGCUCGACAUACUCUUGCAGCGGCAUGGCCGAACAGUGCAGGAUGUUCCGCUUCUGGCCUUCGAAAUGGGUGCGCAAACCACCAUGCGGCAGAACAAGGCGUCGGAAACACUGAAGCACAUCCUGUCAGGUCGCAAGGCGGAGUUAUCAAUGGACGAGCUUUCCAUUUCGGAUGGCGGCGAAAAUUCGAGUGUGACGAUCAAGUCGCGAACAUUGUCACUGUUCGAUCGAGUCAAAGCAAAGCAGCUUGCCACCGCUGCCAUCGACACUCCAAGCGCUGAAGUACUUCGCCGCAAACAUGCUGUCGCUCGUAUGGCGGAGGUGGUCGAGAUCUUGCGAAUGAAACAACAGCAGAAGCUUGGAGGUUACAGCGGUGCCGGUGCUGGUGGGAAAGUCUCAUUCGCGUGGAAGCAACUCUUGAGCGAACUCAGAGCCAGCAUGGCGAUUCCGAUGGGUGACGAUGAGCUCAAGCUGUGCUUGGAGAUUCUCUCAAAAGAGGUGAACGAUGGAUGGUGCACAAUAUUCGAGCUGGGAGCUACUAAGAGCGUGGUCUUGAUGGGUACUCCGAGGAGUGGUUCAGAGAUUGUGAAGGCUCUAAAGGCAUGA
Cyphellophora attinorum is the source of this 1299-nucleotide messenger RNA. RefSeq lists its product as uncharacterized. The transcript has a single exon. The record is from RefSeq and is a predicted model, not a curated record. Bases 1 to 1299 code for a protein of 432 amino acids. Lineage: Eukaryota; Fungi; Ascomycota; Eurotiomycetes; Chaetothyriales; Cyphellophoraceae.